GAAUAUUUGAUGUUUCACGUUCGACAUUAAUCAAUUGGCGCGCGCGAGCCUUACCGAGCAAUCGACGAUGGAGCGGAACAUCAAAACAAAAACCAGUCCUUCGACUGCCAAAAACGAGUGCGUACAGGUGGUAGUACGCUGCCGGCCGCUAAACAAUAAGGAAGUGACCGGAAACUUUCAAAAGGUGGUCGAUGUUUUUCCGAGCCGCGGCGUGAUCGAGAUCCUCAACUGCAAUGAGGCUUCACGGGAAAAUAAGAAAAUGUUCACGUACGAUGCGGUGUACGAUUGCAGUUCCACACAGCAAACGAUCUACGAUGAGGUGGUGCGCCCGUUGGUGGCCUCCGUAAUGGAGGGCUUCAACGGGUGCGUCUUCGCGUACGGUCAAACGGGAACGGGCAAGACGCACACGAUGGAAGGCAUCAAAAACGACCUGGAACAGAAGGGCAUCAUACCGCGGGCUUUCGAGCAGGUCUGGGCGCACAUUAAUCGGGCGCAGAACAUGAACUUUCUGGUGGCCGUGUCGUAUCUGGAAAUUUACAUGGAGGAACUGCGCGAUCUACUGAAACCGAACUUGACUGCCACGCUGGAGCUACGCGAGCGGGACGGGGGCAUUGUGGUGCCGAACCUGCACUCGGUACUGUGCAAGAGUGUCGAAGACAUGCUGCACGUGAUGCACCAGGGCAACAAGAACCGCACGGUCGGGUUUACCAACAUGAACGAGCACAGUUCGCGCUCGCACGCGAUUUUCCUGAUCAAGAUCGAAAUGUGCGAAGCCGGCGCGACGCUGGUGAAGGUCGGUAAGCUGAAUCUGAUCGAUUUGGCCGGCAGCGAGCGACAGUCCAAAACGGGCGCCACAGCCGAACGACUGAAGGAGGCCAGCAAGAUCAACCGGGCGCUGUCGUCGCUGGGCAACGUUAUUUCGGCUCUGGCAGAGAAAUCACCGCACAUCCCGUACCGUGACUCGAAGCUGACGCGCCUGCUGCAGGACUCGCUCGGUGGUAACUCGAAGACGAUCAUGAUCGCCAACAUUGGGCCGUCCGAGUACAACUACAAUGAAACGCUUACGACACUACGGUACGCGCACCGAGCGAAGACGAUCGAGAAUAAACCGGUGAAGAACGAGGAUCCGCAGGACACGAAACUGCGCGAGUACCAGAACGAGAUUGCCGAACUGCGGAAGUUGAUCAGCGAGCGACAGAAGCGCGAGAAGUCGGUGCCGCGCGAGAAGAAGGCCAAGAAGCGGGCCGUGGUGUCACGGGUAAAGCGUGAACCGAGCCUGGUGCAGUCGGAUGAAAAAUCGGACUCGGAAGUCGAAGAGGAAGAGGAGGACGACUGCGAGAAGGAGAACGAGCAGGACUUUAACGAGCUGGACGCGAAGGCCAAAGAGGAGCUGAUGAAGGAGCGCGAAGCGACGGCCCUGCUCGCCUCGAAACUGCAGGAGCUCGAGGGCCAACUAGUCAAGGGCGGAAAGAACAUACUGGACACCUACACCGAGCGGCAGUUCGAGCUGGAGAAAAAGUUGUCGGAGAUUGCGGAGCGCAAGAAGCGCGAAAUCGAGAUGCAGCAGCAGCUGGAGCUGCAGGAAGAGUCGACGAUGGAGAUACGGGAAACGUUUACCUCGCUCCAGCAGGAGGCUGAGCUGAAGACGCGCAAAUUGAAAAAGUGUUACGCCAAGUGUAUGGCCCUGAAGCAGGAGCUGCAGGAUACGCGCGACGAACACAAUCGCGACCGGCGCGAGCUGGAGAUGACGCAGAACGAACUGAUCAAGGAGCUAAAGCGUUUGCUGCUUGUUAUCGAUAAUUUUGUGCCGGCGGAGGUGAAGUCGCGCUUGUACACGCAGGCCAAGUACGACGACGAGGCCGAAGAGUGGUUCCUGAACGGAAACAUGAUGCUCAGCAGCCACCACGUGGUGUCACGGCCUGUCGCCGAACCAAACCGGAGACGACCGAUGAGCGAGUAUGCGCUGCACAUGAUCAAAACCAACUCGGCUGAUGCCGUUCGGUAUAAGGGGGAAAACAUCAUGAACUACGAGCUGGACAUGCCGCUCCGAACAACGUACGAGUACUCCAACCCGAAAGUUUCGGCUUCACUGCAGGCGGUGCUAGCAGAAGCAAUGCAAACGGAGGACGACAUCGACAUCACCGAUCAAUCCAACUACGCUAGCAUGAUGAAGAUGCGGCUGGAUCAGAUUACCAAGCGUAACAUGCACGCGGAUCAUACAGCUUCCCAUCCGUCAGCGAGCGGACCUGCUGUCCUGGGGACGAGUUCCGGUUCCACGGUCGGAGGUGCCACCGUUGGCAUCGGAAGCACAAUACCCAGUAGCAGCAGCCACAUCCACAAUAACAGUAGCAGCCGAGCUCGGUCGUCAAUUUAUAGCCGAGGCAAGUCAGCGGCACCUGCCUUUGGAGCGCAUUCGGCAGCAUCCUCCAAGAAGGCGUCCACCUCCGCUGCCCUAGCGGCCAGUGGCCAUGGGAGUGGCUCGGGAGUAGGAGCGGGGAGCACGUUCCCGAAGGCUCGUGGUCUCAUUCCGAAGUAGAGUCUGCGCCACGGUGAAACUGAAGUACUCAUCUAGCAUCAUCGUCAUCAUCAUCACAAUCACCACACAUUAAGACGGUCUGAACUAUCAGAGGAACAAUCUCUGGUGGUAUGGUAACAAGUUGCAGAAUCGUUCAUCGCAACGAUCAUUAUAGAAACGUUCCUCAAAGAGAGUCCCCGAUCGUUUCGCUGUGCUUAGCGAUUGAACCUCUCGUUGUUAUCGUAAUGCGUCUUUGCUUUGGGUUUAGUUUCCCGAUUCACAAACAGGCUUUUCCUUUUUUCGCAACCAUGUUUUAUUGUUUCCGAAGGUUAUUGAUGAUUGAAAGAAUGAAGGAAAAGUUUCACUCACGCGCGCGCUUUUGAAAACACACGCCAUUUAUAAAUAUGAAGGACGACAGGAGUUGGAAGGACGUUUCGAUCGAGAAUGUUAUUGAUCCCAGUGAAUUGAGCCACAACAGAUUGAGCGGAAGGAACCAACAUACUCCUGAUAAGUGUGGUUUAGUACACGUAAGCUAAGCUAGACGAGAAACAAAACGAUACUCGAAAGUCGUUUCAAAACGGCCAAUGGGGUGUCACAAAAGAACCAAAAAUGGAGUCAGAGGCGAUGAGAACGACGAGACUCGUGGACGGGACACAAGUUUUCGGAAGGUAUUAACAAACGCUGUGCUUAGGAAUAUUUUUACGUUAUGUUAUGUUACCGUUUCUUACUGCUUUCGUUGUGUUUGUUCGCCCCCUUUCUCCAACCUAAAAAAGAGGUUGCUCUUGAGUUCUUUAUCAGAGAGGGCUUAUCUGCCGCACUUGAAAAGAAGAUUUUCUAUGUAUUUAUUUUGUUACUUAUUUAGAUAAUAUACCUUAUUGUUGGUACAGUUUUUCUGUUUAGUUUGAUAAAGAUUGGAACCUGUAGAGCGACGAUGCUACAAUUCCCAACAAGAUCAUCCUUAUUCAAUCCAUUUAUUUUGAGUUUUUCUGUAAAUAUGGUUGAAGGUAUGAUAAUAAGUAUCAGUUUAUCACAUUUAUAUUUUCUGUUAGUACUGUUUGAAUGUUUUCUUCUAAUUCGUCGGUGCAGCAUUUGAGUGUCUUCAUAGCUCGCGAUCAUCUUGUCAUUGUCACCACCAUUGGGGAUUAGAUUUUUAACCAGCACCAGAGUUGCACGAUGCAUCAUCAUUCAGUACAUGGAUUCUUGGAUCCAGUGUUGUUAGUUGAUUGAGGGCCAGACGCCAUAAGAUCUAGUCUCUUAUCUACGUUACCCACUUUGGAAUGAACACGUUACUUAGUGAACAGCGAAAUAAGGUUGGAUUUAAGGCAUCUCCAAAACAAAUCAUUUCCCAAACAUUCGGAGCAAGACUAAUCCACAUACAAGAAUGCUUUUCUAUCCAAUACAACACACUAUCAUCUCACGGAAAUUACUUUCCAUAAGCGGCGUCGUCAUCUUUAAAGGACAUAUUUUCUUGACAUUUCACGAACGGGGAUUUCCGAAUACCUGCACCACCAAUAUAUGCGCAUCCUAAUACAUUAUCCUAUCGAUCGGAUGGAUGUCUCAUUCGAAGCAGGCUACGCAGCUGGCUGAGAAUCCUUGUAACAGUGGUCCUACCUUACAGCUGCGACUAAAUUUACUAAUAGUACGCCCCAGCAUCGCUUAAUUAUACUCAACGUAGUCAGCAUGUCUGGCUUAUUGCUCGUAUUUGUGAACGUGAAAACAAACAAAAUUAACUUUGUAACCGUCGUCCCUUAGAACAGUGAUAAACGCGGUGGCCCACACGUGUGUAGUGGUCGAAUGACGCACAACUUAAUUCGUGAGCCAUCGAGCUGAAUAGAUUUUUCGGGAGAGUUUAGAUGGGCGGAGGCUGAUCCGUAGCUUACCG
This is a messenger RNA of Anopheles cruzii, 4397 nucleotides long. It is a transcript of the gene Klp68D, whose product is annotated as kinesin-like protein Klp68D. Gene Ontology annotation, biological process: microtubule-based movement. The record is from RefSeq and is a predicted model, not a curated record. Gene Ontology annotation, molecular function: microtubule motor activity; microtubule binding; ATP binding. Lineage: Eukaryota; Metazoa; Arthropoda; Insecta; Diptera; Culicidae. The transcript has 4 exons. Bases 68 to 2536 code for a protein of 822 amino acids.